AUGGCUCGUGGCCUUCUCACCAUCUGCGUCAGCGCCCUUUUGGCCGUCGCCGGCGCAGUCACUCCCGCCGACACGGUCUUUUACAAUGGAAACAUCUACACCAUGAACCCCUCCAACGACAUGGUCACCGCCAUGGCCGUGCGCGGAGGCAAGAUCGAGUAUGCUGGAGACAAGAAGACCGUGCACUCGUACAUUGGAAAGAAGACAAAGGUGAUUGACCUCGAGGGCCGUAUGGUCAUGCCCGGACUGGUGGAUUCUCACAUGCACCUCAUUUCGGGAGGUCUCUUCCUUCUAAAGUGCGAUUUGAGCUAUCAGACUUUGACGAUUGCACAGGUCCUGGAGCACAUUCAGGGCUGUAUUGAUGGCGAAACCGGCAAGGGUGAUGAUGAUUGGAUCGAGGUCGUCAACAUGGACUACGCGGGCCUUGUGUCGAAGAGCGGAAACGUUGGAAAGGCUCAGCUCGACAAGCUCAGCACAAAACGACCUGUCAUCAUCCGCUCAAGCGAUUACCACACUAUCCUCGCCAACUCCCGCGCGCUUGAACUCUCAAAGAUUGAUGCUAGCACCAAGGAUCCCGCAGACGGCAAGAUCGUCCGUCUUCCCGGAAGUCAAGAGCCUGCUGGUCCCCUCCAAGAUGGCGCUUCUAGCCUUCUCGCUGGUCCUCCUCCUCCCACAGAGGCUGAGAACCUUGAGGCUGGUCGUGCCGCCCUCAAGCUCCUGCGCGAAGCUGGUAUCACUACAUUCCAGGAUGCUGCCGCUGAUGAGGGACAUCACACUGUCUUUAGUGCCAUCAAGAAAGAAGAUGGUCUUUCGGCACGCGCUUACUUCGACUAUCGUAUUGAGGCUCCCAGCUCAGUUGAUGGGGUAUCUGGUCUCGUCAAAAACGUCACCAAGCAAUUAAAGUCCUGGAACGACAAGUCUGUCGUCGGACCCAAGCCUACCCUCAAGUGGCAAGCCAUCAAGGCUUUCAUCGACGGUGUCAUCACUUACCCCUCCAACACCGCCGCUCUCGUCGACCCGUAUUGGGCCCCUGCCAACGCCUCCAACGAGAACAGCACCUGGGCCCCCGACAAGAAUUCAUUGAACGACCCCUACUGGAAGCCUGCAGUACUUACCAAGACCAUUGAACAACUCUUCCUGGCUGGCAUCGACGCCCAACUCCACGUCGACGGUGAUCUUGCUGUGAAGGUUGGUCUUGACGCUGCCGCGGCGUUCCGCAAGAAGCACCCUGGCAAGGACGUCCGUCUCGGUCUAGCCCACAAUGAGCUUUCGCUGGAGAGUGACUGGCCUCGAUAUGCCAAGCUCGGUGUUGACCCUAUCGUCAGCUACCAGUGGUCGCAGCUCAGCUCAUUCUACAUCCCCAACACAUUCAACUCUCUUGCCGAGUAUCGCAUGGACAACCUCCAAGCGUGGGCACAAUUUGAGAAGCGAGGUCGCCCUCUUGUGUACGGAAGCGACUGGCCUAUUGAUCCCCUUGACGAGUUCCUUGCUCUCAAAGUCGCAGUCACACGAUCAGGUGACCCUAAAAAUCCCAACUCGCCAGCCUCUCAGGGUCCACCCUUCGACGGUGUCUUUCCUGGCAGCGGCAUCUCACGCACUUCGGCACUUCGAUCCAUCACGAUCAACGGUGCACGCUUCCUUCGCGCCGACAAGCAGAUUGGAUCACUGGAGAAGGGCAAGCUAGCCGACGUCAUCGUUUUGGAAAACAACUUUUUCAAGGUCCCCGAGGCGGAGCUUGGUCGGCAGAAGGUGUUGCUCACCAUGGUAGGUGGAGAGGUGCUCUAUGUUGCAAAGGGUCAUGACUUUGGCGUCAAGGCCAAGUUUCCCAACGAUGAUGAAGCUAGCGGCAAGUUGGCUCGUCGCACCAUUGGCGGUUUCAACGCCAACGAUCUGUCAGAGGAGGCAAAGACGGAUGCUGCCAAGCUACGAAAGAGGGGCGAAUGUGUUCACAAGCACUAA
Molecule: messenger RNA, 1959 nt
Organism: Fusarium pseudograminearum CS3096
Lineage: Eukaryota; Fungi; Ascomycota; Sordariomycetes; Hypocreales; Nectriaceae
Exons: 2
Coding region: 1-1959 (652 amino acids)
Molecular function (GO): hydrolase activity, acting on carbon-nitrogen (but not peptide) bonds
Source: RefSeq, a predicted model, not a curated record